Ipomoea nil (Japanese morning glory) is the source of this 1242-nucleotide messenger RNA. RefSeq lists its product as uncharacterized. NCBI's taxonomy places the organism in Eukaryota, Viridiplantae, Streptophyta, Magnoliopsida, Solanales, Convolvulaceae. The transcript has a single exon. The record is from RefSeq and is a predicted model, not a curated record. The coding region runs from base 1 to 1242 and encodes 413 amino acids.
AUGAACCCCACACGCUAUCUCACCCCGCUGACACAUCCCGUAGGUACUAUCUUGGCGCACGCGGAGGACCAGGGAAUCGUGGUAUUCCCGAAGGAGGAGUGCAUGAAGAUAUCGGCGAAAGGGGACCCCAACAAGUACUAUAGGUUCCACCGGCAGAAAGGACACGAUACAGACGAAUGCAUCCUCCUAAAAAGACAAAUCGAGCAGCUCAUCCAAAUGGGCUACCUCGGCCAAUUCAUUAAGAAGCCCGGCCAGGGGCAGGAACAGGCCCAGGGCCAGAAGCAGAGCAAUGUAUGGCGGAAGGGGGGUGGCCAGGCGCCAUCCAUCUCGGCUCCUCCCCGCAAGAGGGACCACCACGACCACAGUUCCGAUGAGGAGGAGAAGACGACGGAGGACUCCCAGCCCCCGAAGAAACGGGCCAUCUACGUCAUCUUUGGGGGGCCCGAGGGAGGGGAGUCGCUAGCCGAGCGAAAGAGGUGGGCGAGGAGCUUGUACGUAGGGGAGGUCACACGUACCCCCCACGAGAAGAAACCAAAGAGGGAGCCCAUCACGUUCACCGACGCCGACCUGCCAGAUGGGCCCCUCCCCCACCGAGACGCCCUGGUGGUCAAGCUGGACAUCAACAACGUGGUAGUGCACCGGGUACUCGUAGACACGGGUAGCUCGGUGAACGUCAUGUACUACGACACGUUCACCCAGCUGGGACUCUCAAGAGGACAACUGGAGCCGAUACGGACCCCCCUAUCCGGGUUCAUGGGGGACUCAAUUGAAACGGAGGGGUCGAUCAAUUUGGAGGUGGAGAUAGGCACGCCACCUCACACCAGGAGGUGGGAAGUCAAGUUCGCAGUCGUGAAAAUCAACUGCGCCCACAACAUCAUACUCGGUCGACCCGCCCUAGAAGACCUCAGGUGCGUAAUUUCCAUGGAACACCUGUGCCUCAAGUUCCCGACACCAGCUGGGGUCGGGGUCGCCCGGGGGGACCAAAAGGUAAGCCGCAGCUGCUACUUGAAGGCGUGCCGCCAGAUUGGUCAAAAGGACCUCCAGGUACAUACCAUCGCCGAGAAGGCGUUUCGGGAGGAGGUAGGUCGACCUCGGGCCGAGCCCGUGGUCGAGACAGAAGAGGUCAUCCUCGACCUCAGCCGACCCGACCGGGUUGUGAAGGUAGGGGUCGGCCUCCCGGGAGCUACAAGGAGGUCUUUGCAUGGGGUCCCGAGGACAUGCCGGGCCUCAGCUGAGACGUGA